Molecule: messenger RNA, 3019 nt
Organism: Taeniopygia guttata (zebra finch)
Lineage: Eukaryota; Metazoa; Chordata; Aves; Passeriformes; Estrildidae
Source: RefSeq, a predicted model, not a curated record
CGCAAUGUGAUGACUGCAGUGCUGAGCUUGCCUCCUGGGGACAUUUACAACCUUUCAGUGACUGCUUGUACUGAAAGAGGCAGCAAUACUUCCAUGCCCCAACUUGUGAAAUUGGAACCAGCCCCUCCAAAAUCACUGUUUGCUGUCAACAAGACUCAGACCUCUGUGACUCUGCUGUGGGUGGAAGAAGGAGUAGCUGAUUUCUUUGAAGUCUACUGCCAGCAGGCUGGAUCUGGCCAGGAAACAAAAGCCCAGGAACCUGUCACUGUCUCUUCACACGUUGUCACCAUUUCCAGCCUGACCCCUGCCACUUCCUACAACUGCAGCGUGACCACCUUCAGCCACAACAGCCCCAGCAUCCCCACCUUCAUCUCCGUUUCCACCAUGGUCACUGAGAUGAACCCCAAUGUCGUGGUCAUCUCCGUGUUGGCCAUCCUCAGCAUCCUCCUGAUUGGACUGCUGCUGGUCACUCUUGUUGUACUCAGGAGAAAACACCUACAAAUGGCCAGGGAGUGCGGGGCUGGGACCUUUGUGAAUUUUGCAUCUUUAGAGAGGGAUGGAAAGCUCCCCUAUAACUGGCGUAGAAGUGUAUUUGCUUUCCUAACUCUGCUACCCUCAUGCCUUUGGACUGAUUAUCUUUUGGCAUUUUAUGUUAAUCCUUGGAGUAAAAAUGGAUUAAAGAAGAGAAAGCUGACCAACCCUGUCCAGCUGGACGAUUUUGACGGAUACAUCAAGGAUAUGGCCAAAGACUCAGAUUAUAAAUUUUCUCUGCAAUUUGAGGAGCUAAAACUGAUUGGGCUGGACAUCCCCCACUUUGCUGCUGAUCUCCCCAUGAAUCGCUGUAAGAAUCGCUACACAAAUAUCCUGCCAUAUGAUUUCAGUCGUGUCCGCUUAGUCUCAAUGAAUGAAGAGGAAGGAUCUGACUACAUUAAUGCCAACUACAUCCCUGGUUAUAAUUCACCCCAGGAAUACAUUGCAACCCAAGGACCACUGCCAGAAACUAGGAAUGAUUUUUGGAAGAUGGUUCUCCAGCAAAAAUCACAAAUUAUUGUUAUGCUGACUCAGUGCAAUGAGAAAAGACGGGUGAAAUGUGACCACUACUGGCCUUUCACAGAAGAUCCUGUUGCAUAUGGGGAUAUCACAGUGGAGAUGCUGAGCGAGGAGGAGCACACGGACUGGGUGUACCGCAGCUUCCGGAUCAGCUACGCUGAUGAGGUGCAGGACGUGAUGCAUUUUAACUUCACUGCCUGGCCAGACCACGGCGUCCCCACCACCAACGCUGCCGAGAGCAUCCUCCAGUUUGUACAGAUGGUCAGGCAGAAAUCAGCAAAGACUAAAGGCCCCAUGGUCAUACACUGCAGCGCUGGCGUGGGGCGGACGGGAACGUUCAUCGCUCUGGACCGGCUCUUGCAGCACAUCCGUGACCACGAGUUUGUGGAUAUUUUGGGCCUGGUGUCGGACAUGAGGUCCUACAGAAUGUCCAUGGUGCAGACAGAGGAGCAGUACAUUUUUAUUCACCAGUGUGUGCAGCUGAUGUGGCAAAAGAAGAAGCAGCAGUUCUGCAUCAGUGAUGUCAUAUAUGAGAACGUCAGCAAGUCCUAGUUCAGAGUCACAGAUGGUGGGACCAUGAAGCACACCCAUCUUCCCUUGCUUCUGAUUUAUUUUGUGUUGAUGGUUUGAAGGGGCAGGUGUUGUGCCACGAGAGACCACUGCUUUGCAGUGCAUGGACAAUGAGGGAAAGAAACUUUUACCUUUCUGAAGCACUGGGGAGACAAAGCCUUAACGAGCCUGCGGUGUCUUUUGAACUGUUUAAUUUCUGGACAUUUUUUUUUAAAUACUGGACCAAAUUCAGCUGAACAACAUGAAGGAAAAGACACUAUAUUUGCAUAAAACAGAUUGUUCCAGAGUGUUGGGAUUUUGUUUGGUACUUUUGGGUAAUUUCUUUCAUAAUAUUUUUUUUUUCCUGUGCAGGUUGGGCUUAAGGUUAAAGUAAGUGCAAUAUUUUUUUAAUGGUUGACUGAAGAGCUUUCUUCAUGUGUCACUGGUCUGUCCCUAGGAGAGCAGGCAUUGUUAGUAUCUAAUAAUACCUCAUUAGUGAAUAGCGAGGCAUGAACAUACAUGAAGAAACCUGGAGAUUGUGAAAAGGGGCUGGGAGGGCAGGGGUGGGUGUUGCUGGCUCCAUGGAUUUGACUGUUCCCUUAGAGCACUGAUGGGGACUGUGUGGGGCCUGGGGGGAGCACGGGACCCAAGGAAGCACUGACGAGCAGAAAUCCCAGCUGUGAAGCUGAAACAGGCAGCUGAGGGAAGGGGUGGGUUUGUUUUUUGACUGGGCUGCCACUAAUUGAGCAGAGGGAUUGCUCUUUUUGCCAACCUUUUUUCAGUAAUGCCACUGAUCAGGCUCUUCUUUUAGAUGGAUCUAAUCACAGGGCAGCUGAGUUUCCAGCUGGGAUAUCUUAGCAUAUAUACUAUAGCAUUUAACUGUCUGAGCAGUCUACUGUGCCUAUACCCCUCACUCAUGUAUUGUUUUUAGUAAUUAUUAAACCUGUGUAAAAAUGUGAAGCUGGUUCAGGUUGGAGGGGUGGAAAAAAAAAAAACCCCACAAAAAGUGCUUUAAUAGACAUAACUAUUUUUCCUGAACCAGGAAUUUACAAUGUUACAAAUGCAAGGUUUUGGCAUGUGAAGGGCUGGUUUUCAAUUUGUUGCUACAAGGCUGCCAAAAUGUCAGUAUGGAUUCCUACAGGGCCUUUGGGGGCAGGGAGGGGGGCUCUUUUCUUUUUUGCUGUCCAUUUCAGUUCUAGUCAAAAUAAUUAUCUAUAUAUAUACAUAUAAUUUUUUUUUUUUGGUCUUUGUAUAAUGCCGGUACAUCAUUGUGUAUUGUGACAUGGAUGCUGUCAGAAUGGAUGUUUGAUGGCAUUUUUGUAACCUGUUGCUUUGUGUCACCUCAUUGGAAGUUAGCAGCAAUGGUACUCAAUGUAAACAAAGCAGACUUGAACUGAAAGUAAACACACUGGAUUGCUUA